CUUUACCUUUACAAUUACUUUAGUAAAUUUAGAACAAUUUUUUUAUAUUUUAAGAGUCAAUAUAUAGAUCAUACGGUGAUGCUGGAAGGCCACUAUUUCUUUGUCGCCCUUUCGCUCCGCUGCGAUGUAGAACAGUUGCCCCACCUCGAGGGGGGACAAGGGUUCGAUCCCUGGACUGUGCCAGUAGCUUGGUUUUAUAGCCUUGUUGAGCAGAUAAUGACUGGUCGACAGUGAGCAGCAAUGACGAAAAUUCUUAAGAGAUCGACGGUUAAAGGCCUACUGGUCAAGUUUCUCAAGAAUCUCAAGAAUUGCUGUACGACUCUGUGGUUUUCACCAUGGAUCUCUAUUAAAUUUCGUACGAAAGUCAUGACCGGUCUUGACAGCUACCAGUGGGGCAACGAUGAUAUAAAAUUGUCCAAACAAUUGAUGGCUCUGAAAGCUCUGAAAGGUAUAAUUGAAUAAUUAUUACGAAGUAUGGAGUAUGGAGUUUGUACCCCAACAUGGAUGUAAUCAAAGUGGAACCAGGUUUUGACAGUGAGACCAGCGUAGCAUCAUUACUGCCUUAUGGUCAACACAUUGGUGUAAACCUGGCAGCUGAAAAUGUGCUGGUAGCACUUCCUACAUUGAAGAAGGAAGUUAAGACAGAGGCACGGGAUGUUGCUGCAGUGAAAGAAGAGUCGCUGAGUGAAGUAACAGUAGAGGAGCAUGAAGUAUGUUUGGGAAGCAUGGAGCACACUGUCGAAGAAGAUGAUUAUAUGGACAGAGGCACUGAAUUUGAUGUGUGUCUUGAAAAUAAAAAUAAAAAAAUCAGUGAUGGUGGUAGUUAUAUUGAGAAGAAUGUAUAUACAUUGAUUCAUGUUGCUACCAGCAAUAGACGUAAAAAAGUAAAUGUGAAACAUUUCAAGUGUGAAGUAUGCAACAGUCUAUUUUCAAAGAGAAAACUUCUUAUAAGGCAUUUUCGAACACAUACUGGUGAGAAACCAUUCAGGUGUAAAGUAUGUAACAAAGGCUUUCCUCAGAGUGGAGAUCUCACCAGACAUGUACGCAUUCAUUCAGGAGAAAAACCAUUCCAGUGUGAUGUCUGUAACAAAGGAUUCUCACAGAGCGGCAAUCUCGCAACACACAUAAGGACUCAUACUGAGGAAGAGAAAGGAUACAGGUGUAUAGUGUGUAAUGUUGUGUUCAUACAGAACGGACAACUCGCAAGGCACAUGACUUCCCAUACUGGAGAGGAUCCCUACAAAUGUGACAUCUGUAGCAAAGUCUUCACCCGAUUUAAGUAUUUAACUAUACAUAGACAAACACAUUCAGGUGAGAAACCAUAUAAAUGCAGACAGUGUGAGAAAACUUUCUCAAGAUGCUGUGAUUUCUCAAGACAUAUGCGUGUUCACAGGAAGGACAAGUUUUAUAUAUGCAAUGUGUGCAAUAAGCAGUUUACGCGCAGUGGGAAUCUUGAAGUGCAUAAACGCAUUCACACAGGAGAAAGGCCUUUCAAAUGCGAACUGUGCAAUAAAGGAUUUUCACAGCGUGGAAAUCUUGCUACACACAUGCGAACACAUUUGUGAAACAUAUCCACUCAUGUUGAUGCUGUAUUUAUUUAUUUAUUGGCUUAUUUAUUUAUUGUUUAUUAUUCAACAAAUGUCACUGAUUCACAGUCUUACAUGCAAUGCGUCCUUCUAAAACUUAUUUAAAAGUUUCAUAUAUCACAAAUUGGGGUGUACGCAGUAGCGUAGUUGGUUGAGGCACUAUGCUACAAACUGGAAGGUCACAGGUUCAAGUCCCAAUGAGGUG
This is a messenger RNA of Cryptotermes secundus, 1791 nucleotides long. Its product is annotated as zinc finger protein 239-like. Lineage: Eukaryota; Metazoa; Arthropoda; Insecta; Blattodea; Kalotermitidae. Gene Ontology annotation, cellular component: nucleus. The transcript has 4 exons. Gene Ontology annotation, molecular function: RNA polymerase II cis-regulatory region sequence-specific DNA binding; DNA-binding transcription activator activity, RNA polymerase II-specific. The record is from RefSeq and is a predicted model, not a curated record. Gene Ontology annotation, biological process: regulation of transcription by RNA polymerase II. The coding region runs from base 501 to 1565 and encodes 354 amino acids.